Pantherophis guttatus is the source of this 4025-nucleotide messenger RNA. RefSeq names its product STN1 subunit of CST complex (gene STN1). Lineage: Eukaryota; Metazoa; Chordata; Lepidosauria; Squamata; Colubridae. The record is from RefSeq and is a predicted model, not a curated record. Gene Ontology annotation, molecular function: single-stranded telomeric DNA binding. Gene Ontology annotation, cellular component: CST complex. Gene Ontology annotation, biological process: telomere capping.
GCUUAUUUUGUUUCAAGACAGUUCUGCAUUAUAUAAAGCCAGGAUUAACUGUUGUUUGAUAGCUCUUUCUGGCCCUACUUGCCUAUCUUCCCUAUGUAUGUAUGCUUGACACUGUCCAAUGUAGUUUCCCUUUUAGAAAUCAUGCUAAGACUUCUGGAUCUUAAUUGUGUAUGUGCUUAUACUUCCUUAAUAGGUCUUCCCAUCAAUUUUCUCAGAAAGUGAACCAACCACUAUGAAGCUAAUUAUACUCUAUUUUAAAACUUGAAUUCCAAGAUGUGUGUUUAAACAUUCUUGCAAGUGACUUCAGUAAAAGCACUAAUACUAACUUAUUUCAUAUCAACUUUAAUCGAUGAUUGGUUAAUCUGUUCUUGGACCUAAAUUAUUUUGGAAUGUGUGCUGCAGCUAUAGAAACAGAAGAUGAGGUCCCAUCACUUUUGUGGGGUUUGAAUCCAAUCUUUUCAUCCUUUGCAAGACUAUACAUUAAAGACAUAUUAGAAAUGAAAGAGUCUAAACAGGUUCCAGGUAUAUUCUUUUACAACAGACAUCCAAUAAGACAAGUGGAUAUUUUUGGUAUGGUGGUUCUAAUAAAAGAAAAAGAUUCCUUUUAUAUUUGUGGAGUGGAUGAUGGCACUGGUGUAAUAAGCUGCACCUGCUGGAAAAAUGCUUUAGCAGAAAAGAAAAAUAUGUCAGCAGAUUUGGAAUCUCAGCCAAGUACUUUAAGUGGUCUGAAUCUAAGUGACUUGAUAAGAAAUCUCCAAAUAGCAAUUCGGAAAAAAACAAUUCUCGAAAUUGGUGAUCUAAUCAGAGUCCGUGGUUGCAUUCGAAUUUACAGGCAACAACGGGAAAUCAAGGCUUCUGUGUAUUAUAAAGUUGAUGACCCUAUGUAUGAAACUCAAAUUUCCAGAAUGCUAGAACUUCCCCGUUUAUAUAAGGAUAUUUAUGAUAAGCAAUUCCAGUUCCCAGAAGAAACACAGUGUAAUCAUGGUGCAUCAGAUGAACUGGGUUCUGUUAUGAAUCUGAGUAAAAAAAUAAGGGAUUUUCUAUUGAGGAACAAAAUUCCGAGCUUCUAUAUGCAGGAAUUAGAAACAGUUGAAGAUUUGGUAUCAUUGGCCAAACAGAAUGCUGAGCAAACAGGUUCCAAAGCUGGUCCUUGUUCCAGACUGAUUAGAAAGUCAUUCAUGGAAGCAAUAGAGUUAUUGCAGAAAGAUGGUGUUCUUUUUCAAAAAUCAAAGACUUCUCAAAAUAUGUAUUAUGUUACUGAACAGGAUACAGAAUUGCACAAAGUAACUCUUGAAGUUAUCCGAGCUGAUUGUAAGAGACCAAAAUAUGCUGAAAAAGGGUGCCACCUUCGUCACAUACUCAGUUGUAUUCAGCAAAGCUAUAAUCCUUAUAUCACUGAAGCUGUUGUCCGUUGUCUCCUUGAUUGGUUGGAGAUAAACAGUGAAGUUGUCACUACCAUGGAAGAAUACUAUACAGUCUUUUAAUCUAAGGGAAUGGAAGCCUGGAGUCAAACAUUAUCCAGUGAUCUACAAUAUCAAAAAUUUUACUGUGUACCUGUUCAGCUAUUUUUCUAAUUUAGAAGAUGAUGCAGAAUACAAAUCAUUUCAUUUCGUGGUAUUCCCAAUAGAUAUUGUCUGAAGCAUUUCUCCUUUCUCUAAGAUGAAAAAGUACUAAGCAGUCAUAUAACAUUAUGUUGCAAUUGCCCCCUUGUGGUUGGAUAGACUUAAAAAAAAAAAACUUCGCCUUUGGACUACAUAGUUAAAAAAAAAAACCAACUGCAUGUACACGGAAGAGUAAUUGGAUUUGUUUAACUUUCUGCCAGAGAUCAACAACACAAAAAUAACAUUCCAAAAAUGAACAUACAAAAAAGUGAAAAUGAUAAGUCAGACAAAAUAAAAAAGAAUAGGUAGAAGAAAAACUUGUCAUAGCCAAGAUAUUUAUUGAACAAUUUGUGGAUAUAAUUCCUCAUUUAGCAAGGAGUUGUGUUCUGGACAUUGUGAAGGAUAUCAGAGAUUCCUUGUUUCAGUUCUGUGUUAUAUUGGCUGCCUCAAAACUUAUUGAAAUUAAGUAUUAAAUUGAGAAGCUAUGCUGUUUAAAAUCUAGGAUCCUUUUUUCCAUGCAAGUUGAAAAAAACCUAGCAGAAUCAAAAUGGUGUAAGAAUUAUCAAUUUAACCCAAAAUUCAAAGUGACAGUUUUACAUGAACCCCCAUAGAAACAGUCCAAAUUCCAAUUACAAGAAAGAAUUGGGCAUAUUCUGAGGCAUUUAGACAGGAUUUUAAAAAUGUUGAUUGGAUUUCUUUAUUCUUACUUAUUUGAAGAGGCAAAGCUAAGGAUAUUAAUGUCAAUAGGCAUAUGGUUAUUCCAUCUGCUGUCUGUAAAGUUCAAAACUGAAUAAAUAAGUUUGGGCCCGAUUAGAACCAGAUUUCUGUUGUUUCCACCACAAUAUAGAUAAUGAAAAAAUGAAUCCUAAAAGAGCUAGAGUCAACCACGGUAUUAUUUUAUUUUGCAACAAUGAGUUCAGCUAGCUAAACUUUCGGUUGAAAAUCCUCUUUUAUGUCAAGAGAGUUGACCCAUGAGAUUGAUUCAUACCAGCAAUUGAUGGACCCAGGUGGGUUUCAGAGGGACUGGGAUAUUCCUACUGGUCUGCAGCACGGUCCAUCUGAAGUUUCAGUUGCCACUUGGAAUAAGUGGGUGGUUGAGGCAUUGGAUCAGAUUGCAUCUAUGUGAUCUUUUCCCCUCUUGUGGAUCCAUUAGUCCCUGUAGUUCACAGAAGAGUUAAGAGAGUUGAAAUGAGAGAAGAGACAUAUAGAGUAUUGUUGGAAUUCAACGGGCCAAACUCAACCAAACUGAGUCACUACUAAGACCUGCCUUGUAACAGUAUGGAUGGCAAAACAUCAGUACCCUCUUUCCCAUUUCUUACCUAAAUAAGCAGAAUUCAAAUACUGUUUCAUUUUUUCUUUCGAUACUAGCAUGUUUGCACAUUACUCAUCCAUAGUAAAAUAAAUCAUAGCUAACUGAAUUACGUUUUCUAGGUUCAUGUGACAUACUAGACCAUAAAUUAACCAGACUUGCUGCUUUGCCCAACAAAGUAUUGUAAAAAAUAGUUGUUUGGCUUGUGGCUUGAUAUGUCACACAAAUUCAGCCAUGUUUUCACUAACUGAAUUAUUUUAGGAAGCCAGUGUGUAGCUAAAAUAAUCUACCCAGGUACAAUAUUGCAACGGAAUAAUGGAAGUAUUUUAGUCAGAGUCCUUUAGGGAAGGAUAACCUCUUCCUGAAAAAAGCAGCAGCAACAGCAAUGAUAGGUUCCUAAAAUGACCACAUUUUAACACUUAACAUCCUUUCAUAAGGUUUUCAGUAGGUAAGAGCCACGUUCCAAGUGAUGCCAUCGGUUGAGAGUAAUUUGUUUUAUCCACAAAUCUGAUUUUGUCACCAAAAGCCCUUUGUAUGUCUUCUAAAAGCCACUGGUCGUCUACAAUGUAUGAUCCAAAGUGAAAAAAAACCCCUUCAAGUCUGUUGUCGGACUGUAUGGAAGAUAGAUUUCCUAAAUAAAGAUUCAGAUUUUUUUCUUAAAAUAUUUAAAUUUUUAAUACUUAACUUUUAAAUUACUAAGUAUUUUCUUCUUUAAUAUUUACCAUAGCAUCUAAUAAUCGGGAAGUUUAAUUUCCCUUUCUUUUGUAAUAUAGCUUCAGGGAUGUUCAUAAAAACAAUUUAGUCAGGUAAAAAACAUUUCUGCUAUUCUGAAAUCAAGUUGUGUCUCCAUUUCAUUAUCUUGUAACUUGAUGGCAAAAGCACAAUGUCAUGCACUUUUAUUCUUCCAUAGAAAUUGAAUUCUCAUGGAAUGUAAUGAUAAUCUCUUUUAUGAGUUGAUAAUUAUCUUAACGAAAACAAAAGUAACCUAACUUGCAAAUAUGUAUAUUGCCACAGUGUGGUGCUGUUGAAACAAACUUGGAAAACUUAUAUUUAAUACAGGAGUUUCUUUAUAUAUAUCAUGGAACUUAUAUUUUGUAAUAAAGUUUCUUUACAUA